Messenger RNA from Aspergillus oryzae RIB40, 693 nucleotides. RefSeq lists its product as uncharacterized. Bases 1 to 693 code for a protein of 230 amino acids. NCBI's taxonomy places the organism in Eukaryota, Fungi, Ascomycota, Eurotiomycetes, Eurotiales, Aspergillaceae. The transcript has 3 exons. The record is from RefSeq and is a predicted model, not a curated record.
AUGCCAUGGAACGUCGGGGCAGUAGAUCAUUGUGGCAGCAUGUUUGCCCAAUGGACGGCAGUUGAGGCGGGAAACAUCUUCAUUGAGCUUCUCCUUCCAUGCAUGGUCAUUCUAAUGGUGUGGGAUCUACGCGUGGCCUCAGCGACCAAGAUAACCGUGGUGAUGGCCUUUUCGCUUCAGUUGCUAGCAACAAUCCCCAUCAUUGUGCGUCUCGUACUCCUCCAGCAAAGCACGACAGCAGACAAUGCCGCCAACCCGACGUUCACAAUCACCGACACCGUCGUGGUUACAGAAGUGGCAAUGCACUUUUCCCUUAUGUCGGCCACAUUUCCGUGCCUUCGCAAGUUCCUCCAGGUAUUCGACUUGAACAUGGGUGCCACAACGCACAUGGACUGUGAGCCAGGUGGCACUUACUACAGUCGGUCUCGCUCGGCAGGGAGCUAUGCGCUCCAGUCGAUGGAGCGAGGUUCCCGAGUGGGAAAUGAGGAGCUGCCUGGUGCAAAAUCUCGGUUUAAUUCCAGAGGGCAAUGUCAGACGGUCACAACAGUAUCGGGGGGCUUGAGUGAUGGGGUCAAUACACAGAAGUCGCAUCAGAAUCGUGCCCUUGACGAUGCUGAGAUGAGGAGUAUCGACAGUGAUGGAAGUCAGCAUGCGAUUAUCAGGCGGACGCAGUGGGAGGUUAAGGUGGAGUGA